AUGGCUCAACUUAUCCCACCAUCUCAUAACGUUCUCGUGGUGCGUCCCCACAUCCCCGUCACCUGUCAAGAGAGACAAGAGGUCCCGCGAUCUGUUGAGUACAACGUAUUCGCAUUUCCGGCCGCAUUUCUUACCUGUGACUUUCUCUCAGACUCGAGAACAUCAACCAUGACGGAUGUUCAAUGGGCAGCCGUGCUUCGAGGGGACGAGAGCGACGGCCGCAAUUCAGGAUACUACUGCCUGCUCGAAGCCUUCCGAGACAUCUUUGAGCGCGGCGAAGGCCGCAAGUACGUGUUUCGAGAUGUUCUCGCCGGCACUGACGAUAGCACCUUUUACCGCCAACCGUUCUUGAAGGAGGUUGGCGGUGGGUUCGUCAACGCUACUUAG
Messenger RNA from Colletotrichum navitas, 387 nucleotides. RefSeq lists its product as uncharacterized. The transcript has a single exon. Lineage: Eukaryota; Fungi; Ascomycota; Sordariomycetes; Glomerellales; Glomerellaceae. The record is from RefSeq and is a predicted model, not a curated record. Bases 1 to 387 code for a protein of 128 amino acids.